This is a messenger RNA of Trichoplax adhaerens, 3414 nucleotides long. RefSeq lists its product as uncharacterized. The record is from RefSeq and is a predicted model, not a curated record. The annotation marks the transcript as partial. The transcript is spliced from 39 exons. Gene Ontology annotation, molecular function: protein binding; mRNA binding. NCBI's taxonomy places the organism in Eukaryota, Metazoa, Placozoa, Uniplacotomia, Trichoplacea, Trichoplacidae. Gene Ontology annotation, cellular component: cytoplasm. Gene Ontology annotation, biological process: intracellular distribution of mitochondria.
GUGUCAACAUAUGAGAGACUUAUGGAACUACGCGAUUAUAUUUCUGAUCGGCCGGAGACAUGCGAUAGGACUUGUUACUCUCUACAAAAUGUUGAUGGAGUGCGUUUAGAUGAAUUGGCCGUGAUAGGAAAAUUGCAAGAUAUUGAUGAUGGGUCAUUGAUUCGCCUGAUGGAUGAGGAAUAUAAUCUGCGGGAUGUAAAAAUUCAUCUAAGACGUUUACGUGAUCUGCUGACCAGUUUCUCCAGAGUCAACGCUUAUACUGCUCAAGAUAAUAUGUCAUUAACAUUUUUAAGUGGAAUAACAGAGAUUGAUAUUGAAGCAUUGAAAAAAGGUUCAACUAAAGAAUCGCAACUGGAUUGCGCACCUCCAUGUUAUCUAAUUCCUGGCAGCGCAACUUCUAACGGCGUACCUCUUACUCCAUUAUACUUUAAUGAAUCAUACCAAGAUUGUUUGAAGGAGUUAUCAACUAGCGGAUGGAAUCCACCUCCCCCUAAUCGGAAACUACAAGGUGAUUUAAUGUAUGUCAACGUGGAGACCUUAGAAGGUGAAACUUAUAAUAUCACAGCAUCAAUAACUGGCUUUUUUGUCAAUAGGACUAAAGAUCACAUUUUCAAUCCUGCUCCAAGUUCUGAGUUUCCUCUUAGCCACACUUUAGCUGGAUUACUAAAUAGGAUAAGCCCUUUGUUUAAGAAGAAUUUCUUAAUUCUUCAAAAAGUCAGUCUUAAGACGAAUCCUCUAGAACUUGUUCCUACGCCUUACCAAGUUUUUCCAUGGGCGGUGCCAAAAUUAGAUCACGGUUAUGAUAAACAGCGAGCGGAAGAUUAUUCGUUUGCUAGAGUUGGAUAUGAGGAGCACCUAGCAGGGCAGUUACGCGAUUGGAAUGAUGAUUUUCAAUCAGCUAAAGAAAUGCCGACAGAAACAAUUCAAGAAAAAAUUGAGCGAGAUCGGACCAUAUUUAGAGUUAAUACGGACUUCGUGGCUGUAGCUACGAAGGGUGCUAUCGCUGUAGUAGAUGGAAAUGUUGUUGCAAUGAAUCCAGCUGAACCAGAGAGGCUACGACUAUAUAUUUGGAAUAACAUCUUCUUCAGCUUUGCUGUAGAUUGUCGUGAUCAAUAUAAGCAACUUGGAGGCGACAUAGCUGCCUAUCGGGCUGCGGGGCAAGACGUACAUGCGAUAGACUUCGUUCAAAAGUUAGACGUUGAUGGCUUACAUACGCUUGAAACUGCCGUAAUAGACUACUGUGGUCGGAGAAUCAUUGCUCAAUCUUUAAUUCCAGGUAUUCUCAACCGAAGUCAGGAGAACUCUGUAAUUUAUGGUUCCAUCGAUUCAGGUUUAACCAUAGCUGCAGAUGAAGUUUUUAUAGAGCAGUUGAAGAAAUAUUCACAAUUAUUUCGAGUUCGACCGAUUAGCGUCGUAGACAAAUUUGAUCAAGACGUUAAAAUUUGGUCAUCUAUAGAAUUAAAAGGCAUCCUUGGAUACGAUCGAAGACGAUAUAUUGUUGAUUUAAUUAAAACAUUACCAAUAGAUGUAAACUUCAUUGAGGCAAAUGAGAGUAAUCAUGAUGAUAAACCCCGUAAAUAUUUUCCUUUGAACCAUGGGCACUGCUUGUCUCGUUUACGUCGUGAGCUCGUGGAAGCUUUUAUUGCAGGUCGAUACAUGCUGUACUGGAGACUUGUCGCCAUAUACUCUUACGCUGAUCAGCAAAAGCAAUUUAAAGAUAAGGACGGAGUUGAUCAACAUGGAAAUGAAGCUUUAAGUGAACUUCCGGUGGAAUCGUUACCAUCUACAGAAGAAAUUAAAGAAGGUGGCAAAAAUGAAUUAAGUGAUAGUAACGGACCUAACGAGGGACAAAAUCAAAGUACCAAAAAAGCUGCCGCUGCUGUGGGUUCAUACUCUAGUACUGAACUUGAUAUUAGGUUUAAUCCCGACCUAUUUACACCCAACAUAAAGUUUUCGGAAUCUGAGAGUGAAGCUUUGGGAAAGGAUAAAUCACUCGCUCAUGAUGCAGCCAAAUUCUUAGUUGAAAGUAUUAUCCCUAAAACGGUACAAGCUGUUAUAUUUAAUCUGACUAGUCCGGUCGAUGGAAAUUCGUUUAAGGAUGUAUUGCAUCAAAGGGGUAUCAAUAUUCGCUACAUUGGCUAUAUAGCAUCUUUAAUUGCUAAUACGCCGGAACUGUCUUAUGUUUAUAAACUGUGCUUGACGGAAAUGAUUACUAGGAUUGCAAAGAGAACCUUUAAAGAGCUGAUAAGACGUACCAGCUUCCGUGUUUUAUCUUGCGCCAUCUCUCAUUUUUUAAACUGCUUCCUGUUACGACCAUCAAAGAAAAAGAAGAAUAGAAAGAAGCAUACAAAACCCCACAACUUAGCACAAGAUAAAUCUGAUUUGCGAUGGAUUUCUUUAUCACCUGAAGAUUUAUGGAAGCAAAUAUCCUCCGAAAUUUCCACUUAUUUUGGAUAUGAAAUACCACAAAUUCAAAGUGAUAAUAUUCCUGGCCAAUACCUAGCAAAGUUGCAGAGAAUAUCUGUUUUGCGCGCUUUUUGUAUGCAAACAGGCGUUCAGGUAGUCCUUCGAGAAUAUAUAUUUGAUAAUAAAAAGGUCUUAACCUUUAAUGACGAUGACAUAGUGAAUAUUAUUCCCCGUGUAAAGCACUUAAAUCCGAAGCACUGCAAAUUUUAUUUAUAUCUUUAUUUUUUUAUGAUAUAUUCGUAUAUCACAGGCCUAAUUCAGGAAGCUCUAGAUGUACUCAUUGAGGCGCUAGCAAUUUUUCAGCAAGUUUAUGGGCCGCUACAUCCUGAUGUUUUUGCAUUUCUAGAAAAAUUUACUAGAUUAUUUUAUUCGCAGGCUGUCUGUUUUCAAAAGAAAGCAACUAUAGUGAGUGAAAGAUUAUUUGGUGUUGACAGUCAAGAAACUAUCAUUGCUUACGUGCAUUUGUCGUUAUAUUGCCAUGCUGCUGGCCAAAAACGUGUUGCACUGCGUUUGAUGUAUCGUGCACGUUACCUAACAUGUUUGGUUUUUGGCGAAGAUCAUCCAGAUAUGGCUACAAUCGAUAGUAACAUUGGACUGAUAUUAUUUGCUACUGAAAAUAGUCAAAACGCUAUCCAAUUUUUAAUAAACGCUUUGGAAAUCCAACAACGAUAUUAUGGAGAUGAUAGUAUCAAUGCCGCAAUUAGCCAUCAUCUUUUAGCUAUCGUUAAAUCUACUGCCUGUGACUUUCGUUCAGCGAUGCAUCACGAAAAACAAGUAUUCAAUAUUUAUAACGGCAAGUUUGGAGAAAAGGAUGACCGUACUAAGGAGAGUUCUGAGUUUCUAAAUCGCCUGACUGGACAGGCAGUUGUAAUGCAGAAAAAGGUAGCUUUGUAUUGCGAUCUUCAUUGCACUACAUUACCGAUGUUAUACUGCAAUAUAUUCUCGUGA